This is a messenger RNA of Camponotus floridanus (Florida carpenter ant), 877 nucleotides long. RefSeq lists its product as uncharacterized. The record is from RefSeq and is a predicted model, not a curated record. The transcript has 4 exons. Gene Ontology annotation, cellular component: transcription regulator complex; nucleus. NCBI's taxonomy places the organism in Eukaryota, Metazoa, Arthropoda, Insecta, Hymenoptera, Formicidae. Gene Ontology annotation, biological process: regulation of transcription by RNA polymerase II. Bases 38 to 862 code for a protein of 274 amino acids.
AUAUGCAAAAAAUGAUGCAUCUUAUAAAGAUAAUAAAAUGAAAGAAAUGAAGUGGGAAUCGAUUGCUGAGUCUUUGAAUUGCACAACCAAUGAAGCAAAGAAACGUUGGGAUUGCUUAAGAAAUCAAUUUAGUAGAAAAUUGAGAGCUCAGAAAAUCCAGCCAUCAGGUUCUGGACAAACAUCAGAAUGGCCUCUUAUGUCAUACAUGUCAUUUCUUAAGCCUCACAUUCAAAACAGAAAAACAAGAGGUUCAUUGCUGCAAAUUGCAUCGUCCAGAUGUAGUGAAACUUCUAGCAGUUGUUCAAUAAAUUCAUCUAUUCCUCAGUCACCUACCGAUGUCAUUACAAGUCAUUGUCAAUUUCCAGCCUCUUACACUUACUCUGCUAGAUUUUCUGACUGGAAUGAUGAUUGCAAUGCAUCAUUAACCGUUGAGAAUUUGAAUACUUCUACAGAAGAUACAGCACAGUCUGAAUCAAGUGGAGUUUUUACUACAGAAAAAGAGAACAUUGGAUCCACUUUGCAGACCUCCACUUCACAUAUUUCCACUCCACAAACUUCCAAAAAAUCCAAUUAUCAAGAAGGGGUUCCAAAAUCUGCAAAGCGAAUUUUGGUACCCCCUCUUGAUAAUUUUGCAAAAAAAAAGAAAGCUAGUAAUGAACGUUUGGAAGAUCUGCUUAAUAAAUCAUCACAAGCCAUUAGUGAUCUGGCAACAACAUACAAGGAUAAAGAAAUUAAAGAAAAAGAAGGAUUUUCUGAUGCAAAUACAAUUGUGAUUUCACAAGCUUUAAAAACAGUGAUGCCAGAAAAUCAAUUAUCCUGCCUGAUAGCUGUGUUGCAGCUCAUUGAAAAAUUCAAGGAAUAAAUACUCAUUGUAUUU